CCCCAUUUCUAUUAAAGGGAAAAUCGAUUGUUUACAAACAAGGGUUUCGUCCCACAGGUAGAUGCUAAAGGAAAUGGAUUUAAAUAACAAGGACGGAGAAACUGGGCCUCCAGGGCCCAAUAAUCGACCACAGGAGCCUUUAGCCAGAGGAAUUGUUGAUGAUGAUGAUGGACUCAGUGAUUUUGGAUCCCCAAAACGAGGCCCAACCUUGUCCACAAGCACAAGUAGUUUUGAAGCACUGGACCCUCAUGAUCCAAAUCUCAGUCACCUGGCUACUCUAAUGUUUUCACACACAUCAAAUUACUUGCAGGGAGAGUUGUCUGCAGUCCUUGAGGAUUAUGCAUUACUAGAGCAGAUGAACAAGGCAACCAUCACCAAAUAUGCUGAUAUGCGACAAAUAGGAGGAAGUGUCAGUCGAUCACUGAAAGACCUUAAUGAAAAGUAUUUAGCACUACAGCCAUAUCUAGACCAGAUUGAUCAGAUUGAAGAUAGUGUAACUAAGCUUGAAGCUGCUGCUUACAAACUUGAUGCGUAUUCCAAGAGACUAGAAGCAAAAUUCAAAAGCUUAGAGAAAAAAUAAGGUGUUUUUUAAAUGAUCCCUGAUUAUCAUUACUUAAUUUUAUUUGGUGACUGUGCUUCAUUAGACCCAGUACUGAAGUUUAUGUACUGUACUGUGUAUUGCUUCAUCUGUUUGUAAUUUUACUGAACCACUUGACUACAAGGUGACAAAAAUAGAACCUCAGCAUUUAUGAAGAAUCCAAAGGAACUCACUGGGCCUAUAAUCCUAUGGGAAAAGACAGAAAUGGAUUUAGAACAAUACCCACAAGCCAGCAUUCCAGCUAAGAGUUGGAGGUCAUUCAGAACCAGUCUUGCACAAUUCCUUUAUCAGGGAUUGAAAAAAAAA
Penaeus monodon (black tiger shrimp) is the source of this 904-nucleotide messenger RNA. It is a transcript of the gene Blos2, whose product is annotated as biogenesis of lysosome-related organelles complex 1 subunit 2-like. Bases 62 to 580 code for a protein of 172 amino acids. Lineage: Eukaryota; Metazoa; Arthropoda; Malacostraca; Decapoda; Penaeidae. Gene Ontology annotation, cellular component: BORC complex; gamma-tubulin complex; BLOC-1 complex. Gene Ontology annotation, molecular function: gamma-tubulin binding. The transcript has 3 exons. Gene Ontology annotation, biological process: lysosome localization; endosomal transport. The record is from RefSeq and is a predicted model, not a curated record.